Molecule: messenger RNA, 2749 nt
Organism: Tilletiaria anomala UBC 951
Lineage: Eukaryota; Fungi; Basidiomycota; Exobasidiomycetes; Georgefischeriales; Tilletiariaceae
Product: OMPdecase-domain-containing protein
Exons: 4
Coding region: 395-2656 (753 amino acids)
Biological process (GO): 'de novo' UMP biosynthetic process; base-excision repair; 'de novo' pyrimidine nucleobase biosynthetic process
Cellular component (GO): cytosol; nucleus
Molecular function (GO): orotidine-5'-phosphate decarboxylase activity; DNA N-glycosylase activity; DNA-(apurinic or apyrimidinic site) endonuclease activity
Source: RefSeq, a predicted model, not a curated record
CCUGGCUUUCCAGCUUUUGCAGGCUGAGAGUGACUCUGACGGUCUCCUAGUGUGCGCUACAUUCGCCCCCUUCAAACCUGGCCAAGCAUCGCUAGCCUUUCGUACGCCGAUCGCCAACUACUCCCGUCGCAAACUGUUGCCCCGAGAUCAAGUCAAUCUGGCCAGCUUGAGGCUCCAGUCGCUUGUUCGAGGUGUGACCAAGGCAACAGGCCCCGCACGAUUGCCGCAUCUUGUGCAACAAGGUCGUUGCCCAACACAGAGUGAAAUCCGCUUUUUCAGUGGCUGGCGCCGAUUAUCAUUGUCUACGUCUCCUUCGGAUUACAAACACUUUAAGACAUCAUCGUCCUUCAACUGCCCCUCGAUCCCUAUCAAUACUCCCAAGACAUUCACCAACAUGUCGCUUGCUACAUCUUCAAACGCAGGGAAAGUCGCCUCUGUGGCCACGCAGACGUAUGGGUCACGUGCUACGAACUUCUCCAAUCCCACUGCGAAGCGGAUCCUGGAAACGAUGGAAAGGAAGAAGACGAACCUUUGCGUCAGUGUAGACGUCACGACCUGCAAAGAGCUCAUUGCGGUGGUCAAAGCCGUUGGCAAUGACGUCUGUAUGGUCAAGACGCACGUCGACAUCCUCUCCGAUUUCUCGCCAGCCUUCGUGUCCACGUUGCAAAGCCUCGCAGAGGAGCUCGACCUUGUUAUUUUUGAGGACAGGAAAUUCGCAGAUAUCGGCAACACGGUCUCCUUACAGUACUCGUCCGGUGUGCACAAGAUUGCUUCAUGGGCACACUUGACUAAUGCCCACCUCGUCCCUGGACCCGGCAUCAUCAAGGGCUUAGCCAAGGUUGGGAAAGAGCUCGGCCGCGGCUGUCUGUUGCUGGCGGAAAUGAGCAGCAAGGGAAAUCUCUGCACCCCAGAGUACCGAGACGCUAACAUGCGCGCUGCUGUCGAAGACGAAGACAACUUCAUCAUCGGCUUUAUCGCCAUGAAUCGCUUCGAUGAAUCCUUCUAUGCGGAUCUCAGGAUUACCCCGGGCAAGCGGAAAGACUUCUUGAUUCUCACACCCGGCGUGAACCUCAGCUCGUCUGGCGAUGCGAUGGGGCAGCAGUACCGCACGCCGGCUCAGGUUAUUGAGGAGAGCGGCUGUGAUAUGAUCAUCGUCGGCCGGGGGAUCUACGGCGCUCUACUUGAGGCCAGCGCAGAGGCAGAUCCGGCAUCUGCUCUGGCCAAAGUCGAGGCAGAAGCAAAGAGAUAUAGAGAGGCAGGGUGGAGCGCUUACGAGCGGAGGAUAGCAAUCAAGCAUUGGGACGAGAAGAAUGUCAAGAAUAAAAAGCGCAAGCUCUUCGAGCCCAGCGGCCCGGCGGCUACCAUGAAUGAAGCAUCACGCUAUCCUUCGCUCCAAGUGAGCACGCGGAAGUCAUUACGUGUGAUGGCUGCAGCAUCUGGUGUAGCCUCUACCUCUGCCGGCAGCGAUUCAGCUUUGCCAACCACUCCACUCCGCCGAAGUACACGUUCUCGUACCGAAAUUUUGGCAAGCUCAGCAGUCAGUGAUCAUACUGACUCCAAAGUCGAAAACGCAGAGACUGUUGUUGAGAGCAAUGAUCACACUACAAUCGACAAUCAACAAGGCAAAGGCAAACAAGCAAAGUUCUUCGAGGCCUCUCCCCGCAAGAAACAUAAGACGGUCAAGGUUGAGCUGGAGCCGCACGAGAUCAAAGCCGCACCGAGGCGCUGGCGGGAAGCAUACGACGUGCUGAUCAAGCAGCGCAAGCGCAUCAUCGCCCCGGUUGACACCAUGGGCUGCGAAGAGAAUGGCAAAGAAGAGUUCCGAGCGGAUGCUGGCUGGCGCGACGAGGAUGAUGACGCCAAGGCCAAGAGGGAACGGUUCACGACGUUGAUCAGCCUCAUGCUCAGCUCGCAGACCAAGGACCCUGUCACAGCAGAGGCGGUCAAGAAUAUGCAGACGAGGCUCCCCAAUGGACUGUGUCUACAGUCCAUGCUGAUGGCGACGGACGAGGAGAUUCAAUCGUGUAUCAGCAAGGUAGGCUUUUGGCGCCGCAAGACGGGUUACAUCAAGUCUGCUGCACGCAUCAUUUCCGAAGAUUUCGGCGGGGAUGUGCCCGGUGAUAUCAAUGACCUCUGCAGCAUACCUGGCGUCGGUCCGAAAAUGGGCUUCCUCAUGCUGCAGUCGAUGGGGCACAACGCAGGGAUCGGCGUUGACGUGCACGUGCACCGCAUGAGCAAUCGACUUGGGUGGUGCAAGACGACAGAACCGGAAGACACGCGCCUGCGCCUACAGAGCUUCCUGCCGAAGGAGAUGCACUCGACGAUCAACAAGGUGCUUGUCGGGUUCGGACAGGUGAUCUGCGUGCCCGUCGGUCCUCGCUGUGACCUAUGCGAUUUGGCGAAGGCAAACCUGUGCCCUUCGCGGCGCAAAGUCGACCCAAACUCGGUGGUCAAUAGGGUACAGGUGCAUUUGCUCCAGGAAAGCGACGGCGAGGAAGGCGCGAGUACGAAGGAAACAGCCGAGGCAGAGGUCAAAGUUAAGCUCGAGAUCGACGGCGGUCCCGACGGCGCUGGGGUGCUGCUGGCAAACGAGGAGGAGAUGAGGGACGCAGUCAUUAAAAGUGAAGAUCCCGAAGAGAAAAGGACAGACUGGUGAAGACGAGGAUGGAGGGGAGCCGAAGGCUAAUUUAUGCUUGAUGAGGAUUAUGCUACAAGAUGCAUGUCAACCCAGAUUUUUGUACGGCAUGAU